CAGGCUCCGCCCCCAAGGCACGCUUUGCUUUGACAGGACACCUUGGGCUACAUUCCUUGAGUUCUGUCAAAGGUGACUCGGACAUCCGCCCCCUUCCAUACAAUAAGGUUACCUGAGAAUUUGGGAAGCCCAGCUCCCGGCCCCGGAGCUCUUCGACAGGUGGCGGUAUAUGAGGCACUUCCGGCCUCCGAACGCUGGGAGGCGCUGUGAACUCUCCGUGACCUCUUGGGCACCGGGACACAAGGCGCAAGCGCAGUCCUAGUUUUAAACCGGCUUCCCACGUGUAAGUCUUGUGGGCAAGUUUUUCGAGAAAAAUGCCCAAACUGAAGGUGGCCCGUGGGGCCGGGAACCAGGAGAAGCAUGCACCUCUGGCCGAGCAGAUUCUGGCUGGGAAUGCGGUGCGCGCGGGGACCCGAGACAAACGGCGGGGACGCGGCGUCGAAGAGGAGGAAGAGUAUGUGGGACCCCGGCUGAGCAGACGGAUUUUGCAGCAAGCCAGGCAGCAGCAAGAGGAGCUCGAGACUGAACACGGGACUGGAGACCAGCCUGCAAAACCGCGCGAACGUGCCACGCGGCUGGGGCCGGGAGUGCCCCAGGAUGGAUCUGAUGGUGAGGAUGAGGAAUGGCCCACCCUGGAAAAGGCAGCCAAAAUGACCGGGGUGGACCACCAAGCGGAGGUGGUUGUGGACCCUGAAGAUGAGCGUGCCAUUGAAAUGUUCAUGAACAAGAACCCUCCUGUGAGGCGCACUCUGGCUGACAUCAUCAUGGAGAAACUGACUGAGAAGCAGACAGAGGUGGAGACUGUCAUGUCAGAGGUGUCGGGCUUCCCUAUGCCUCAGCUGGACCCACGAGUCCUGGAGGUCUACAGAGGAGUCCGGGAGGUAUUAUCCAAGUACCGAAGUGGGAAACUGCCCAAGGCUUUUAAGAUCAUCCCUGCACUGUCCAACUGGGAACAAAUCCUGUAUGUCACUGAGCCUGAGGCCUGGACUGCAGCUGCUAUGUAUCAAGCCACCAGGAUUUUUGCCUCCAACCUGAAGGAACGGAUGGCGCAGCGCUUCUACAACCUUGUCCUGCUUCCCCGAGUACGAGAUGACAUCACUGAGUAUAAACGACUCAACUUUCACCUCUACAUGGCACUCAAGAAGGCCCUGUUCAAGCCUGGAGCCUGGUUCAAAGGAAUCCUGAUCCCACUGUGCGAGUCUGGCACUUGUACCCUCCGAGAAGCCAUCAUCGUGGGCAGCAUCAUCACCAAGUGCUCCAUCCCUGUGUUGCACUCCAGCGCGGCCAUGCUGAAGAUUGCUGAGAUGGAAUACAGUGGUGCAAACAGCAUUUUCCUGCGCCUGCUGUUAGAUAAGAAGUACGCGUUGCCCUACCGGGUGCUAGAUGCCCUGGUCUUCCAUUUUCUGGGCUUCCGGACGGAGAAGCGCCAGCUGCCGGUGCUCUGGCACCAGUGCCUCCUGACAUUGGCACAACGCUACAAGGCCGACUUGGCCACAGACCAGAAGGAGGCCCUCCUGGAACUGCUUCGCCUGCAGCCACACCCACAGUUGUCUCCCGAAAUCAGACGUGAGCUACAGAGUGCAGUCCCCAGAGAUGUGGAAGAUGUGCCCGGCACCAUGGAAUGACAGCAGUCACCUGUCUUGGUCCAGGGAGCAUGGGAGGACAAGAGCCCAGUUGGUGACCAAAGAUACAGUUAAAGACCUAGGUUAAGGCACCGAAGGCUUAUGACGGCAUCUGAGGCUCCAGUCCUAGGCAGGAGGGCUGGUCUGGUUGGCUUCCUCUGCCAUUCCAGACUUCGGUCCCUGUUCACUUCUGGAAGCUGACUGGAGUUACCCGAGGUCAGCACUCCCACAGCCCAGCUGGCGCUUGGUGUCAGGGCUGCUCUCCCCAGUUACUGUGUCAGUUCACUGCCAUGUGAUAAACAGAGCCGGCUAUUUAUUGGAA
Molecule: messenger RNA, 1944 nt
Organism: Mesocricetus auratus (golden hamster)
Lineage: Eukaryota; Metazoa; Chordata; Mammalia; Rodentia; Cricetidae
Gene: Bysl
Product: bystin like
Exons: 7
Coding region: 315-1625 (436 amino acids)
Biological process (GO): rRNA processing
Cellular component (GO): nucleolus; cytoplasm; preribosome, small subunit precursor
Molecular function (GO): snoRNA binding
Source: RefSeq, a predicted model, not a curated record